Molecule: messenger RNA, 888 nt
Organism: Glarea lozoyensis ATCC 20868
Lineage: Eukaryota; Fungi; Ascomycota; Leotiomycetes; Helotiales; Helotiaceae
Exons: 4
Coding region: 1-888 (295 amino acids)
Source: RefSeq, a predicted model, not a curated record
AUGUCAGGUUACUACAAGUUGGCAGGGUUUAUGGUGGAGGAGGACUAUCCUAUCGUCCGAAAAUACCAGCAGUUAGCUGCUCGCGAUCUUCUACUCAUGCAAGCUGAACUCAGUCACCUCGAACAUAGCUAUUUAUCAGUUGAGAAGAAUGAUUCGGAGCAAAAGGACGAGAGAGAGUUGUAUCACCUAGAUUGGGAACUUAUGCACACCUCCGAUCUUCGUGGGUUCAAUGGGGAGCAGUGGACAAUCUCACUAGCAAUAAGAGCGAAGUUGGCGGAAUACCAUGAUGCUAUGCUGAAAUACGCUAAAGUGGUUUCACUGCCGCAGCCCAAACCCAGAGAGCGUUCUUUACUCCACGAGUGGAUUACUAGUCCAGCAUUAGGCGGAGGUUGCGGAUUUCUCGGGAGAGACCUUGGUGGUUUUGAACAGCCUUCUGUUUACGAUCCAAAGUUUCAAAAUGAUCUUGUGAUUUUAACCAAUAAUCAUGGAGAAAACGACAUUUUCACCCAUUUUGUGACGGGACCGGGCUUGAGAUGGAGUCAUAAACUUUUUAAAUAUUUCAAGAAACCAGUCCCUGUCGAUAUCGAAAGCUCUCCCGUCGGAGAGAGCAAAAAUGCGUUGUACCAUUACGAUACAAAACAAGUCCACGCCAUUACCAACAUCUUUGGAACAAUAUUGUCUUCUUUAGCACCUUUGACAUCGAUCAUCGCGCUGUCUUUCGUAACGGGCUCGAGAGCAAGACUUGGGCUAAUAUGCACAUUCACCCUAUUAUUUUCAUCUUGUUUAGCUGUGGCUACGAAAGCUAGGCGAGUCGAGAUAUUUGCUGCAACCGCGGCAUUUGCUAGUGUUCAGGUCGUCUUCAUCGGAAGUUCGAAUUUCACAAGUUGA